GCCUCUGUUUUGAGGUACAUGAAUGACUCUACUCCUAUUUCUAGCCAAAGGAAUAUAUAGAGUUUGAUACAGUGGCGUAAAGUUGGGCAGGGGGCUUAGCAUAGCCCGGAGUCCCAGGACCCAAUUGAGGCGAACAUGGAGUCAGGGAAUAAUCUAAAUUGUCAAGAUUUUAAAUGAAAACAAAAAUACGACCGUUACGCAAUUAAGAAGAUCAGUAGUAAAGGAUUCCCAAAAAGCAGCAUCAUUGAAUCAAACAAAGAGAAGACAGAAAAAAGGAAGAGAAAGAUUUCAUCUUUACUGGGAGAUGGACAACAAAGUUGCUGCUCCUCAGCACCCCAGAGGGGGAGGCAAGGUGAAGAAUGAAGUAGCGAAAGGAAAUCGGCGAGCUCUGUGUGAUAUUGGAAAUCUUGACACUCUACAACUCAUUGAAGGGAAGCCCCCUACCAAUAUUACCCGACCAAUUACAAGGGGCUUUCGUGCAAAACUGUUGGCAAAUGCACAAGCAGCAGCACUAGAGAAUAAGAACUCAGUUGUAGCAGCAGCUGGUGAUGGGUUACCAGUUAAUGGCAAAGGCAGCAAUGUGAAAAAGGUAGCUAAAGCUAACAAGAAGUUAUCUAAUAAGCCAAACCCUAAUACCACAAUUGCUAAUAGCUCUGAUGAUGAAGAAGAAAUGGUUGAGAAAAGAGGUGGAAAGCAGGCAUCUAAUAAGCCAAAACCAGAGACUGCCAUCCUGAUAAAUUCAAAUGAUGAGGGAAAUGUCAAUCCGGUUAGUGAAAAAAGCUUGCAUCAAAGGUCCUUUAGGAAGAAUGUUAAGACACUCACUUCAAUUCUUAGUGCCCGAAGCAGGGCUGCUUGUGCUGUGGUAGCAAAUGAGUUAAAGGAUCAUGUUGUUAAUAUUGAUGCCACUGAGGUGAAUGAUGAAUUAGCAGUUGUAGAAUAUGUUGAUGACCUCUACAAGUUCUAUAAGUCCACAGAAAAUGAUACCCAAGUCCUGGAUUACCUCUGCUCACAGCCACUCAUAAACGUACAGAUGAGAAAAAUUCUAGUGGACUGGCUGAUUCAAGUUCACAACUCAUUUCAACUUAUGAGUGAAAGCCUCUAUUUGACCAUUAAUAUACUUGACCGAUAUCUCUCGAAGAAGGUUGUAUCGAGGUAUGAACUUCAGUUGGUUGGUCUGGGUGCAAUGCUCAUCGCUUGCAAAUAUGAAGAAAUCUGGCCUCCACAGGUUAAGGACUUGGUCUGCAUAUCAGACAAUGCUUAUGUUGAGGAACAGGUACUUGCAAUGGAGAAAGCAAUCUUGGGGACGCUAGAGUGGUAUUUAACAGUACCUACACCAUAUGUGUUCCUUGUUCGAUAUAUCAAGGUUUCUGUUUCACCUUAUAUGGAGAUGGAGAACAUGGUUUUCUUGGCUGAACUCGGCAUUGUGCAUUAUAACACUCUUGUUUUGUACCCCCAAUCUAUGAUUGCUGCUGGAGCUGUUUAUGCAGCACGUUGUACUCUUAAUAGGAGCCCUUUCUGGAGUGAAACUUUGAAGCACCAUACAGGCUAUGAGGAACAACUAAUGAAUUGUGCAAAGCUUUUGGUUGCUUUUCACCAGAUGGCUGCAAAAGAGGAGCUUAUGGGGAUUUAUUCAAAAUUCGGAAGUCUAGGUAGAGAUUGUGUUGCUCUCUUACCUCCGGCCAAAACUCUAUUGGCCUCAGCAUGAACACCCCCUGGCAGGCGUGUCACACAAAAAUCAUUAUCCAAUAGACUUGUGUUUAACUAGAUUACUGUUCUUUACUGGCAAAUUGAGAGUAUUGAAUGCAAAACUUACUUCUGCUUCU
Molecule: messenger RNA, 1823 nt
Organism: Theobroma umbraticum
Lineage: Eukaryota; Viridiplantae; Streptophyta; Magnoliopsida; Malvales; Malvaceae
Product: G2/mitotic-specific cyclin S13-7-like
Biological process (GO): mitotic cell cycle phase transition
Molecular function (GO): cyclin-dependent protein serine/threonine kinase regulator activity
Source: RefSeq, a predicted model, not a curated record